GGAUGGGGGUGGGGGGGUCUUACCUGUCCCAGCCCAGGGACCACAGGGGACCCCUGACAAACAGAAAGAGAAGGCCAGAGGGAGGCAGAGAAAGACCUCGUGGCUGGGGAAAGUACUGAGAGAGACAGAGAGAAGGGAUUGGCGGAGAUGUAGAGAUAGUGAGAGAUAUAAAUGCCAAGGAUAAGCCCUGAGAGAAGGAAGAAGGGUAUGGGGAAAUAGAGGUACAAAGAGGGGGAGACUUAGAGAUGGAGACAGAUUAUAUAUUUACUUGUACCCACAAUGCAACACCAGUCUCUCUGUCAUAGACAGAGGUAAGGAGAUCUUGGGACAGAGAAGCAAAAGUAAAGAAACCCAGUGUGUGGAAUCUCCAGGGCUUAGCACAGAACCUGGCCCAGAGUAGGACCUUCAUAAAGGUUUAUUGACUGACUGUGUUGACAGACAAGAGAUAAAGAUAAGGACCCACAGAACUGACAGGCAAGAGAUCCAAAGGGACAGAGGGAACCAAGAAGAGACAGGAAGGGAGCAGUGACACAGAGAAACAGACAUUAAUAAUCCAAAUCAAUUAACAUAAAAAUAACCAAAAAAAUCCUAAGCCCCCCAAAGAGUGUAGAGACAGAGACAGGAGGAAGACAGACAGAAGAGGCAGCCAUGUGUACAUCUCUGUGCUUAUCAUUGAAUACAGAUUAUACGAACACAGAGUGACAUGGAAAUGCAGAGAGAGACACAAAGACACAGACAAAAGCACGCACGGAGAUAUCAGACAGUCAGCAAAUACAGGUUAUCUCUGGAGACAGAGAUAGUGAGCCAGGGAUAAGGGGACACAGGGAGAGAUACAAAUACGGAAGCUGGGAGGGAGAGACGGAUGGAUGGAUGGAGACAGAGAAGGUCCAAUGGAUACAAGAGAGAUGCUGAAGGGCAAUGGCAGAGCCUCUGGCUCUCCCAGGCCAGAGGGAGGGGCUGAGGACCUAGGGACAGGGCAGGCCAAGCUUCAUCCAGUCAGCCAUUGUCCCUUGGAGACAGGAGGCAAAAUCUGUCUCCAUCCCUGCCUCCCUGAUGGGCCUGGUUCUGGCUCCUUGUCCUGCUGAUGCCCUAGUCCUGGUUCCCAACUGGGGCUGCAGGCUCGGGGCUGGGGCUGCAUGGACCACCCUGUAGGGGUGUCCUCUCUAAUAAAGUCCAUGAAGAGAACAGUGUGGCUGUCAUUUCAACCCCUCCCCCCAACGCUACUCCCUAUAGGGAAAGCCCAGAUAUCAUCUCUCCCUACCUUAGUAGGACGCAGGCAUCCCUUUCCCCCCAGUCCCGUCCCUCUUGGAAGGGCCCAGGCAUCCAGGCCCCAGCUCCUCCCACCUCCAGCCUCCCUCCCUCCGUCCACUUGUUCCCUUAAAAUACCCACAACAGGUGCGGGUGUUACUUACAUGGCAGGGCCCAAAAUAGCCCAAGGCUCUGGUCAGGGGGAGGGCUGCCUGCCUGUCUUUGUGGGUCAGGGGGGAGGCCACAGGCAGAGCAGAGGGUGCUGGGGACCCUGGCCAGUCAACGAGAGGAGGGAAGCUUGGGGCUAGGGGCCGGGGGCUGAGCCCGAGCCUGAGUCUGGAGGCCCAGCUGGCCACCUGGGGCCUGGGGGAGCCCAGUAGGGCCGGGCCCCUUCUCCCCCAGCCACCAUGAUGUGGUCUAACUUCUUCAUCCAGGAGGAGGAAAGACGUCGAGCUGAGACAGCGAGGAGGAGAGCCCAGAGGACUGGCCUGGCCCGUGAGCGCCGUGGCCCCAUCAAGCUGGUCCUACUGCUGGCCGGCAUUGGCACAACUCUGGCGGUUCUGGCCGUGGGCACCGAGUUCUGGGUGGAGCUGGGCACCAAACGGGGCAACGGGACGAGCGGUGUGUGUGAAGCUGCCCACCUAGGCUUGUGGCGGGUGUGCGCCAAGAGGCUCUGGCUGGAGGACCUGCCCCCCAAUAGGGAGACCUGUGGUCCUGCUGAGUUACCUGGAGAGGCAAACUGCUCUUACUUCAGAUUCUUCACCACAGGAGAGAACAGCCAGAUCUUGCAGAGGACAACAAAGAAAGAGCUUGGACUAGCUGCUGCCGUCACCGCCACUCUGGCCCUGGCCAUCACAGUCCUAGGAUGCAUCUGUGUCAUCAUGGUGCUCAGCAAAGGGGCCGAGUUCCUGCUCACACAUGCAGCGGUCUGUUUCAGCCUCUCAGGAGUUUUGUUGCUGGUGAGCCUCGAGCUGUUCCGCCAGGGGGUCCGAGAGCUGCUGGCCAGGACUGGGCCUGGUCCAGCCCCUUGGCUGGAUUAUGAAUAUUCCUGGUCAGUGGCCUGUGCCCUUGCAGCUGCUGCCUUGUUGCUCCUGGGGGGUGGCUCCUUCUUGCUACUGGCCCUGCCCUCCCGCACCUGGAGGAUGUGCUGCCACCAGCAGCCAGGUGACCGAGGAGGUGGAGGUGCAGGAGCCACCUAAGGGAGCCAAUUCCCUUCCAAAAUGGGUAGGCUUCUUUGGGUCCCCAACAGAUCCCCUCCACCCCCCCUGCCCAGCCUCAUGCCAUGGAGUUGCUCAGAGAUCUACCCAACCUUAGAGAGUGGAUCUCCUCGGACCUUAACCCAGUCUCAGGGAUAGCCCAUCCCCUCCUGGCGCCAAAGAGUUGAUCCCUCUGGCUGCUGUCUGACGCCAAGGAAGAGGUCUUUUUGGUACCCGUGAAUUACCUCCAAUUCCUGUUUGGACCUCCAUCACCCAUCGGGUCCCGAGAGCAGACCUCUUCCUGUACCUGCAUGUCUCUGAGGACUAGAUUCCUUUCUAUCUCUCUCCUCCCUCCCCUCCCCACAAUGGCCUGGAGUAGAUCCCUUCUGGCUCCAUGGAGCCCUGGGAGUGGACGCAGAGGGUGUAAUCCUUCCUAGCCCUGCCCAUUCAUGGUGAGUGGACCCUUUUCCAGUGCCUCCCUGAAGCCUUGUCACUUUCUCCCUGUCCCGUGUCCUUUCUCUGAUCCCAGAGGCAACCUGCUCCCUCCCCCCCAGGGGACCAUGCACUCUCCCUCCCUUUGUAUAUAUGUUAUCUCUGUGCUGAAUCUGGGCUACAGGGGUGAGUUCUUACAGACGAGGGUCCCUGGGGUGGCAGAUCGGGACCUGAUAGGGGCAGAGAGAGGUCAUAUGGGAUUCCUCUCCUCUGCCCUAAUUUAUUUAUUGGGGAAUGGAAUUUGCCUGGAACAUGGGUGAAGUUGUGGGCUGGGGAUACCCGGGUUCCCCCUCCACCUUCUACCGCCCAGGAUUAAAUGCUUGGGAAUUG
This is a messenger RNA of Dromiciops gliroides (monito del monte), 3266 nucleotides long. It is a transcript of the gene CACNG6, whose product is annotated as calcium voltage-gated channel auxiliary subunit gamma 6. Gene Ontology annotation, biological process: calcium ion transport; regulation of calcium ion transmembrane transport via high voltage-gated calcium channel. Gene Ontology annotation, molecular function: calcium channel regulator activity. The coding region runs from base 1656 to 2447 and encodes 263 amino acids. The record is from RefSeq and is a predicted model, not a curated record. Lineage: Eukaryota; Metazoa; Chordata; Mammalia; Microbiotheria; Microbiotheriidae. Gene Ontology annotation, cellular component: L-type voltage-gated calcium channel complex; membrane. The transcript is spliced from 4 exons.